This is a messenger RNA of Maudiozyma saulgeensis, 2832 nucleotides long. The record is from the annotation of a GenBank genome assembly. Lineage: Eukaryota; Fungi; Ascomycota; Saccharomycetes; Saccharomycetales; Saccharomycetaceae.
AUGAGUGAGGAUAACAAUGACUACAGAAAACUUGAUUGCAAUAUUACAAGGUCUACUUCUUUAGAUGAUUUAAAUUUCAAAAGAGCACCAACAUCACCACCUAAGUUUCGAGAUGAUACGGGGACAGCAGAUAACUUAAAUAAUGGUACUUUAAAAAUAGAUACAAAACAAUUUGAGAAUCCUUUAUUACGUGAUUUGGAUAAUAUAUUAAGAAACAAGUUGAAGAUAAACCCAGAAAGUCCAGUAAUCAGUCGAAAUAAUUCUUUGAAAAACUUAAGGUCUGUCAGUGAUCCCAAAAAGCAUGCAUUCAUGAAAGAAUUAGGUCUUGAUGGCGAUAUUACUACAGUGAAUCAAGGUACAUUUGGUCCAAGAGACGUGUCGGAUGAUUCUCCAAAUAGUGAUUCUUCAGAUGAAGAAACAGGGAUAGAAGACGAUGAUGAUGAAUUUGUGAAUGUCGAUGAAAUUGAUGGACCUAUUGGAAAGCAUAUUCCCGACAAGAGAGUUAACGUUGAUAUGAAUAAGGAUGAAAAUGUUGAUUACAAUCUUUCUGCAAAUCAAGAUUUUCAAAAAAGCAUAGACAAGCGUGUAGCAGAGUUAGAAAGUGGAAUAUCUGCAGAAAAUCAACCUCAAUUGAAGAUCGAUUGGGAAUUUAAUUGUAAUCGUGGAUUGGAUUAUGAAUUGGGUAAUUGGUUGUCAGUUUCAGAUUAUAAUCAACUACCUUCAACAGUUUCUAGUUUCAAUGAGCAUGUCGAAGAUACCGAUAAAUUUAUUAUAGACGAUAAUUACGCUGCUGACAUCAUAAGAACAUUUGCAGAGGGACUCUCUGCAGAUCCAUCAUCAAAUUUGCUAGCGUUAUGCUACAUGGCGUUAGGUAAUUUUCAACAAUCAACGUCUAAAAAUGAUCAACUCUGUUUGAUACGACGCAAUAAUAUUACGAUGUUCACUCAUUUAAAAGAGAUUAUAGAUGUAUUUAAGGAUAUUGCAAUAUUAUGUCGUGAUGGGAAUGAAAACUUAAAGGAAAAAGCGACGCAAUUGUUUUACGCAUGUACGAUUUUAUACACAAUUACAAAUGUUGCUAUUGAUACAAGAGAGAAAAACUCCGUUAUCGUAAAUCAAUUGAUCCAGACUUUUGAAAAUACAGAACUAUUACAAUUUUUGACUCAGUAUAUCGAGCAUUGGCGUUGGAGUAGUCGUUUAUCGAUGAGAAUAAGAAAUAUUAUUUCAUUAUUGUUUAGUUUAUUAAUAUUACAAUUCGGGGAUAUUAACACUUAUAAAAAAACAAAGGAGAGCGUAUACAAACAUCAUGGUAUUGAAAGAAAAGAAAAAUCAUCCCAAAGACUAACAAUUUCACCUUUACAUUACCAGGCAUUUCAGGAUGAUAUAACAUCCAGAUUUCCAACAUUUAAUAUGACAAACGUCGAUUUACCCCAACCAAUUGAUAAUACUAAUUCUCUAUCUCAGUUUCUUGAGAUACCUAGAUCGAAGGCGAAAAGUUCCUUGAAUUCGACUCUUCCAGCCCCCAAUAAACAUUUAGCAACCCCAGCCCCUUCACCACCAAUGUCACCGAUUUUAAUCCCAUAUAAUGAUGGGGUUAAGACAAGGAAAUCCUUUCAAACUAAUAUGGCUUAUCCAUAUUUGUAUCCUAGUGAUGAAGAAUGUGAUGAUGAUUUGUCGAAUAAGAUAUCGAAUGGGAUGGAAUCAAAUGAGAUAGGAAAUGGAGAUGUUUUUGUGCCACAUAGCAUCGAAGAAGCUGCAAGAAUAUUGGAAAAUAACUUAGAUAUAAAAUUGAGUGUUAGACAAUUAUGGAACGAAAGAGAUCUUUUUAUGGCAACAGAACGUGGUUGGGAACGAGACACUAUUUCAAAGAAAUUUGAUUAUUCUACUAUUUCAAAUCCUGAUAAUUUGGAAGAGAUUAACAUAAUGAAAAGAAUUGAUAGAUAUUAUGAAGACUGUUUUGCAAGUUUUAAUUCCUUAAUCUUCGUAUUAUGUCAAAUUAUGGAAUCUAAUUUGAAUAACGUAGAGUAUAAAGAAGAAGAUUUUCCUGAAGGAAUGAAAAUUGAAACUGUGAUACCCCAGUUGGAAAUAGUAAAAGCCAAGGAACUAUCUUUAAGAUCAUCAGUAGGGAUCUUAUAUACACUUCUAAAGUGGUUUAAACUUAAUCAUGUUUUGAAGUUCGAACAAUUUUCUAUCCUACUGUACGAUUCUGGAUAUAUUAACACAUGUUGUGCAGUUUUAGGUAAGUAUUCCUUGGUUUAUUGCGAUAAAGUUUAUAAUAAAACUCUGAGAUCUCCAAAUACUUUAUGGAAAUUGUGCUCCAAUUUUAAUCCACUAUAUUCGAAAUCGCUAAGUGUGCAAGAACCAGACGGUGAAGAUAUAAAUAUUUCAUUAUUAACUACAGUAACAUAUUUAUUAAAGGUGCUAAGAAAAGUUACUGGUAAUAAAACGCAUAGAUUAAAAACGUUACCUCUAUCGAUUGGGACAUUGUUUAAGCAAUAUUAUUCGAUUUUUAAUUUGGAUAUUUACCAUCCGAUGCUUAGAAUAAUUAAAGAAUUAACUCCGUUUAAGAACAAAAGAUGGAAAUCGGAACAUAUGGAUUUGAUAUCUGGUGUGUUUCUUUAUGAAAGAUUGGAGUUAAUUGAUAAUUGGGUCACCGGUAAAGAUAUAUCAGGUGAAUUAAUGGAUGCAUAUGGGCAAGAAGUUGCCCUUAGGGCGUUGAUUCAAUUUUACAAUUUUGAACAUUAUCAGAAGUCAUUGGAAGAAUUGGGAUACAUGAAGAGAACGGUAUCGCAUUCAAAUUUAUUAUAUAAGGAUUCGGAAUAUAAUGAUAUAUAA